This is a messenger RNA of Merops nubicus (carmine bee-eater), 1780 nucleotides long. It is a transcript of the gene IFNAR1, whose product is annotated as interferon (alpha, beta and omega) receptor 1. The transcript is spliced from 12 exons. NCBI's taxonomy places the organism in Eukaryota, Metazoa, Chordata, Aves, Coraciiformes, Meropidae. The annotation marks the transcript as partial. The record is from RefSeq and is a predicted model, not a curated record. Gene Ontology annotation, molecular function: protein binding.
GCCAAACUAAUCUGAAGAGUCCACAGGACCUUCAGGUGUCCAUUGUAAAUACAAAUUUAACUCUAAGGUGGAACUACACUGGGAACGAUCCCAAUGUGACAUUUUCGGCAGAAUACCGAUGGUUUGAAGAUUUUGAGACAAACGGAACAGAAUGGCAGGGGUUGCCUGGUUGUCAAAAUGUUGCUGGCAGAGAAUGUGACUUUUCCUCAGCAAUAACCAAAUACUAUGAUAGACAUCAUGUGCGUGUAAGGGCUGAAAGAAGGGAAGAAGUAUCUCCAUGGUCUAGCAUUUUUGAAAUGAUUCCAUAUUAUAUAGCUCAGAUUGGUCCCCCAGGAAUACACUUGCAGUCCUCAAAUGGAGUCAUAAAAAUUAAGGUUUCUCCUCCAGAAGUGAAUCAGGUCCGAAAAAUGUGGAGAAAUGAUCUAAGUUUUAAAUAUAACGUAGUUAUCUGGGAAAAUUCCUCAAGUGCAGAGUUCAGAAGGCAACGUAUUUUUCCUACUGAUGUAAUUGGUGACCUUCAACCAGACACUACGUACUGUUUGAAGGUUCAAGCAACUCUUCCUUGGGACUUUAAAGAAGGCUUAUUCAGUCCCAUUCGCUGUGUAAAAACUACCCGUAAAGUGACUGACCUACAGUGUGCAAUGAAUGUGAGCGUUCUUGCUUUGAAUAUGAAAUUUCAUCUGCAUUGGAAUAAUCAGUAUAAACAACAUAUGAGCUACAAUGUACAGUAUCUCAUUGGGUAUCUAAAGACACUUCAUGAUGAUUCCUCAGAGAAGUGGCUCAACGUACCUGGAUGUGAAAACGUUAUUGAUACACAAUGCAAUUUCUCAUCUAUCAUCACUACCACUGGAUUUUAUUAUCUCCGUGUGCAGGCCAUGAGUGAAUAUAAUAAAUCAUGUUUGUCUAAUGAAGUAAAAGUAGAGCCUCUGGUAACAAAUGAAAUUGGCCCUCCUGGUGUGAAGGUGGACAUCAGUGAUCUUUUGAUCCAUAUCCAGAUUUCUCCCCCAGGAGGAUCUGAGUGUGAAGUCAUGAGGGACAAUUAUGACUUGUCUUACCGAAUUCUGUACUGGAAGAAUUCAUCAAAUAAUGAGGAGGAAAUCAAAGUGAAAGAAAUCAAACAGACAAUAGGGACAAUCUCUGAUCUAGCACCUGCGAGUUGGUACUGUGUCAAAGUACAAGCAUUCACAGAAAUUUACAACAAAAGCAGCCAUUACAGCAAAGAGGAAUGCAUCAAAACACCUGAAGGUAAAGUUUUACCUCUGAUUAUUUUAGCGACAUUUGCAAUUGCCCUGUUUGCUGUCUUUCUUGUGGCUGCACCACUUGGUUUUGUCCUGUACCAUGCCUACAAUAAAAUCAAAUAUGUGUUCUUUCCAUCCUGCCAGCCUCCUUUGAACAUAGAGGGGUUUGGACAGCAGUUCUUCAGCAGUCCUUAUCUGUCAGCUGCAGAAGAAGCAAUAGAAGAUUGUUCAGUGAUUGAGCCCAUCAUCACAGAAGUAGUAAAUCAAAUUGAUUUUAAAGACUACAAACAUUCUAAACAGAGCAGUCGAGAUUCAGGAAAUUAUUCUAACGACGACGAUACUUCGGGGACCAAAGCAUCAGAAGAAACACUAGAAAAGGAAACAGCCAGAAUCGCACAACUCGAUUACAUUUCCAGGAAGAAGAUUAAAAAUCACAACAGCAAACACUAUGAGUUGGAAGUAAAGAGAGGCAGCCGGAGAAAGUCGAGGAACUUUAACCACUUAAUGGCGAGAUUUUCUCACAUCAACCGCAUGCCACCAAG